Molecule: messenger RNA, 5370 nt
Organism: Exophiala bonariae
Lineage: Eukaryota; Fungi; Ascomycota; Eurotiomycetes; Chaetothyriales; Herpotrichiellaceae
Exons: 2
Coding region: 1-5370 (1789 amino acids)
Molecular function (GO): guanyl-nucleotide exchange factor activity
Source: RefSeq, a predicted model, not a curated record
AUGGCCAGCUAUCAGAAUGGACAGCCUUACUACUCCCAGAAUAAUCACCCGUCCUCAUCUCAGAAUCCCGCGCAUCCUCCCUACGCCUCCCACCCAUCCUAUCCCACCCAACCCAUCCAACGGACACCCAGUUUCGAUGCUGGGGAUGACCAUCGACUGGCUGAUGCUCAAGACCCUCAGAUGCGCUUCGGAUCAGGAUAUCAAACAUACGCUUCGUCUGCUGGAGCCGCCAGUCCCCCAAUGAACCGUUCUCAGUCCGCAAGCUACCACCCCCCUCCUUCCUCGUCGACGGUGCCUUUUAGAACAAACACCCAACACUCAGCCCUCAGUGGCUAUCAGCAUCAAUAUCAGCAACCGUCUCCUCCCUCCCAUCAGUCCUACAAUCCCGCUCAGUACCAGCAGCAACAGUCUACAUACAAUGUCCAGACGUAUGGAACCCCUCAAUCUGCUCAUCCUGCUUCCAAUCCAUACCAGCCCUACGUGCCUGCGGCCUACGGUGACCCCAAUCUCACCCGGCAGCCCUCUGUCUACAACACAAACAGCUACGGGUACUUCGACACCAAUUCACAGUCCAGCUAUUCUUCCCAGCCGCCUCCACCGCCACCACGCGGGGAUGGCUUCUCAUAUGCACAACCUCAAGCUCAGCAGUAUGGCGCUUAUCAACAUGAUUCCGCCCAACAAUAUCCUGUCCGCCAUCCCGGUAGUGUCUCCCCAGGUCAGACCCAUCAGGCCUACUCUCCAUCUCCUCCGCAGCCUCCACCACACGACACCUCAGUGACGAAUCGAGCCUACCACCAGUCAUCGAGCAUUCCCGAAGAAGGGUACCCUUAUGCAUCAGGAUCAACGGGUCAACAUCAGAGUUCCAGUCUCACAACCUUCUCAUCCCCCGAUAUCAACCGGAACUCGUCAUUUGCAAGCCGCAUGAGUGGGCGGACUCCAUCCCCCCAGCCUUAUUCCUCCAACCCUCCGAGUAGACAACUUUCCAACAGGUCUCCACAACGGAAUAACACACUUGAUCGUCAUCCUCAGGGAAGAUCACUUCCAGGUGUCCCAUCAGGCUCAGAAUCGGACAACGAUCGCUUGAAUCAUGUGGGAACCUCGAAUGCGGGCUCGCGGAAUGCCGUGUCGCCUGGUUACGAUGAUCUGAUUAACAGCCUUGACGCCGCUAUAGGCGGCUCUUCCCAGCCCACCCACAAUCAACGAUUUGCAGAUGCCAGAGAUCAAGGCUCUGAUGCACGCUUUCAGCAGCCCUCGCCACAGCCUCAGCUUUCGCCGGAUGAGGUCCCCACCCAUCUCAAUGGCACAAUCGCCUCGACAGGAGAUACAUAUAUCAACUAUGGUGCAUUCACAGAUGAUAGCGACGCAGAGGCUGCUGCUGGCCUAGCUGCUUUGAACGCCCUUGAUGAGCAAGAACGUGCUGAGGAUGCGCGAAGACGCAGUGGUACUCAGGGCUCCGCCACUCUUUUCCCAAGCCAUUCUCACUCCACCGACACAGUUCCUCGUCUGUCUUCCCAGGAGCAGAGUAGUGACAGCGAUUAUACUGGCUAUGAUCUCAGCGGUGCUGCCGGUGGAAGCUAUGGACCAGACCUGUCUUUUGGCAGCUCAUCUCAAUAUAAUGCACCCACUACGAUGCCCCAAAGCGAUUUGUAUGGACGAUUAAACACCCGCAUGAGCUCAGUUCGAAGUUCCGGGGUGUCUUCUGAAGGACGCGAGUCCCAGACAAGCGGUUACGACUCGAUUCCUCCUGCCGAGGAUCUACAUCCUUUCUCUCCAAUCCGUAAUGUUGCCAGAGUGGACACUGGAGGCACGGGGGGUUUGACAGAACCCAGUCCCCAUCCAAGACGAUUGAGCUACGAAGAUGGUGACGAGGCAACAUUGAUGGAUUCGGACAACGGACAAGCCUCUGGGGACACAAGUCCAUCACGCGAGUCGAUGCCUGACCUCUUCUUCCAUCCAGGCAUGAGCCAACAGCGGCCACUGCCACCUCCUCCGGCGCAUUCAGACCCUGGCAUACGAACAAUACCUCAUCUCAUGCCGGCUGGGACUUAUACACAACAAAGCAGAUUUUCUCAAUAUACUGACCCCGGCACUCGAAUAUCAUACCCUGCCGCUCCAGACUCAUAUUCUGCCUCGCUGUUGAGUCCGACUGCUGUACCUCGGUCGACGUCGCUCUCAAGCACACGAAGCGCUCCAAGAAUUGACCAUCCGAUGAGAUCAAAGACUGAAUCUGACCGUGCGAGGCUGCUCCGACAACAACAGGGGCGGCCUAUGUCAGAUAUCUACGACCUUGCGAGCCCUCAAUCUGCGGUGGCACUUGACCUUCCGGCUAUCCCUAAGAAACGAUAUAAUCCGGCGAAAUUGUCCACUGAUCAGUUCAAGAAGUGUUCAGAACCUUGGGCACUCAGCUCUGUCUUGGCAUGGAUCAGAGAGUUGGCAGAGGAAGAAGCAGAUUUGAAGGAGAACAAUAUUGCCGAGGGGCUUGUUGCUCUCUUCAUGCACAAAGUGCCAACCAUGUACAUUACCGAGGCUGAGGCGCUGGGAGAUCGAGUUGUGAAAGAAAUGUUGGCUGCAGGGGCCAUAGUUCGGGAGGAGGAAUGGGUCAAGUUUGGACCCGGCAAUAUGUCUGGCGUUCUUUACCAGCUAAGCGGAACCGGUUGCUAUUCAUCCAAGUUGCAUCUAUAUCACACCAAAGGAAGAUGCUACUCGUACCACUGUAUGAGAACUCUGAAGAAGAUCGACCUCGACACGUUGCCACUUGAAAAGAAGUCCGAAGACUGGGUCACUUACUACAAACUCACCAAGGAAGACCUGGAAGGCCACGACAAGAAAGAUAUCGAACGUCAGAACGUUCUGCAUGAGGUUGUUACGAGCGAAGACCUCUACAUCAGCCAAUUAGAUGUUCUGAGAGUUCUGUACAGAGAUCGACUUUCGGCAUCUCAGCCACCCAUCAUACCGAGUAAAAAGUUGCCGACUUUCUUGAAAGAGGUGUUUGGUGGGAUCGAUAAGGUGAAAAAGGUCAAUCAAGAUUACCUACUGGGGCAGCUCAAAUAUCGGCAAACUGAGCAAGGACCUUGGAUAGUCGGCUUCAGCGAUAUCUUCCGCGAGUGGAUCCGAAAAGCACGACCUGUCUAUGUUGAAUACGCGGCCAACUUUCCUCGAGCGGAUUACCUCAUGCGGCGGGAGGCUGAACGUAACCUUCACUUCAAAACCUUCCUGGACCAAGCUCAGACUGAUUCCCGCUCCAAGAAACUCAGUUGGGACAGUUAUCUAAAAAGUCCCAUCACCAGACUGCAGAGAUACAGUCUCCUUCUCCAGACGGUUCAGAAGAACAUGAUCAAGGAUUCGGAAGAAAAAACCAGCCUUGCGUUUGCGUUGGACGAAAUCCGGGCAGCUACUUUUGAGUGUGACUCGAAAUAUGCCGAAAUGGGCAAAAAGAUGGAGUUGAUCGAAAUGCAGACCAAACUGCGGCUUCGACCACAAAUGGAGAAGGAGGUUGAGCUCAAUCUUGACCAUCUUGGGCGAGAGAUCGUGUUUCGAGGCGACUUGCAGCGUGCAGGAGGGAAGGGUUUUCAAUGGGUUGAAACUCAUGCCAUCCUCUUUGACCAUUAUCUUGUGCUUGCAAAGCCUCUGGCACGUGAUCCACGCCGAGAAGGGUUUUACGACGUGUCCAAAGUUCCAAUUCCGAUGGAUCUACUGGUUCUGGAGGGUGCCCAUGACGCUGCGGUGGUCAAAUCCUCGGUCAAAGGUAUUGGUGCAGUCACAACUGUCGUUCCUCGGAGUCAGGCUGAUAAUCGGAUUUCACGAGCCCAAUCAACCGCUAGUGGUGAGAGAAUUGGUCCUCUGACGCACACAAACACCAACCUUUCGGUUGGCUCGGGGGGUAACAGCCAGUCCAUGGUUACCAUCACCACCUUGGAGUCGAACAGUUCCAAAGAGGAAAAGAUCAUGUAUCCUUUUCGGGUCAAGCAUCUUGGGAAGACAGAGACCUACACUCUCUACGCACCCAGCGCUCAGAAUCGACAAGAUUGGUGCGAAGCCAUCAUCCAAGCCAAAACAAGACAUGCCGAAUCCCUGUUUUCUCAAAAUGCAGAACCGUUCAAAUUACGGGUACUUGCUGACACUGCAUUUGGCUAUGAGGGACUCACAUACCCUGCGAGACGCAUUCUCAUUCGUGGCACACCUCUCGAUAGAGCCAUUCAAGAGACGGAGAAAAGGUUCGAGGGCCAGGGUCGACCCGCACCUGUUUGUCGAGCUCAAGUCAAUUGUGCUACUGUUUUCAAUCAGCCAUACGGCAGACUAAUGUGCGCGAUCGGGACCGAUUAUGGGGUAUACAUUUCCGAGUAUCAAAAUUCUCGGGGAUGGAUCAGAGCCAUCCAAAUGCCCAAGGUCUCGCAAAUUGCGGUCCUGGAAGAGUUCAAUCUCUUCUUGCUCAUAUCAGACAAGGCUCUCAUUGCAUACCAUCUUGAUGUUGUAUGCCCGCCUUCCGGCAACUCUCUUCCACAGGCAGAUGCGUCAAGUCGCAAAGCGCCGCAGAAGCUAUCGGGUUCCAAAGAUAUCGGCUUCUUUGUGACUGGCAGGAUGAAGGAUCGAACCCUGGUCUUCUACAAGAAGAGAGACGGGAUAGCGUCUACAUUCAAAGUUCUCGAACCCGUACUGCAGAAGAGCACAACUAGUCGGUCCCGAUUCCUGCCUUCAGCGUCACGCCGUGGUCAGACUGAAUUUUUCAGAGAGUAUGACGAGUUCUAUAUACCUGCAGAAUGCUACGGGUUGAAUCUCUACCAAUCAAGUCUGGCAAUAUCCACUGCAAGAGGUGUGGAAGUGUUGACACUCGAAAAGAAACAAACCUGGAGUGUGCCAAAUCUGCGCAGCGAUCAACCGGAAACGCAAGCACACCUCAGUUCUAUCGCCACGCGAAUCAAAGACUUGAAACCACUGGGCAUGUUCAGACUGGGCGAUGCUGAGUUCCUGGUGACCUUUGAAGAAUGUGCAGUCUAUGUCAACAAGCAUGGAGAUAUCUCACGUGGAGUGGUCAUGGAGUUCGUUGGCAGGGCGAAGUCGGCUUGCCUGUAUGCGCAGUAUCUCAUCCUGGUGGACGAUGACUUUGUGGAAAUUCGUGACGCUCAGAAUGGGAGACUGAAACAGGUUAUAGCAGGGAAAGACAUCAGACUGCUGGAUGAUGGCGGUGGGGGUGCCGGAGCUGGAGCUGGGCAAACUCAAUCACCAGCAGUGCUAGGAGGAGGAAUCAAUGGACUGGGGCUGAAGAACUUUGGAAAUGCACCGCGAACCCCUAAGAUCGCAUUGCAGCAUCCUGAGUAUGAGAAGAGCCACGUUGUCGUGGAGCUAAUUUUGACAAAGGACGACGAGGAGUAA